Messenger RNA from Sus scrofa (pig), 4808 nucleotides. RefSeq names its product ring finger and WD repeat domain 3 (gene RFWD3). Gene Ontology annotation, biological process: interstrand cross-link repair; protein ubiquitination. Gene Ontology annotation, molecular function: protein binding; ubiquitin-protein transferase activity. The record is from RefSeq and is a predicted model, not a curated record. NCBI's taxonomy places the organism in Eukaryota, Metazoa, Chordata, Mammalia, Artiodactyla, Suidae. Gene Ontology annotation, cellular component: nucleus.
AUGAAAGCUCCGCUGUUUUAGCCAGGGGCCAGCAAGGAAGAAGAAGAAAGGGUAUUGGCCGUCGGCCGAGACUGCCGCCCAAUAGAAGCAGGCCAAGCCCUCUACUCAGGCGCGCCGCUUGAGUUGCUGGGGAAGCGGCUGUUGGAGUCUGUUCAACGCGAGUGUUUUCGGGGAGAUAGCUGCUUCCCCUGCGGCCUCAAGCGUCUGACCACUGUUCUUCCGGAUUCAGCAAUGGCUCAUGAAGCAAUGGAAUAUGAGCUUCAGGUGCAGUUAGAUCAUCAUGCUGCAGAACAGUCUGCUCCUGCCGAGGUGGUCAGCAGCCAGGGGGGACCACUCCUGCCUCAGCUUCCUCCUGACCAAGUGGUCAGCAGCCAAGAGGGACCACCCGUAUUUCCGCCUGCACCUGCUGACGUGGUCAGCAGCCAAGGGGGACCACCCCUGCUCCAGCCUCCUCCUGAUGAAGUGGUCAGCAGCCAAGGGGGGCUGCCCUCGCUUCAACCUGCUCUGCAGGUGUCCGCUGACGUGACAGAAGAGGUGGCGCUCUCAGGAGAAGAGAGUGUGGAGAACAUCCGUCCGGCGGCUUCAGAGGAGCACAGGCGGGGCUCUGGCGCUCCCCAUACUGCCCAGGUGUCUUCAUUGGACUCAAUGAACACCUUCAUCAGCGGGCUGCAGAGACUUCAUGGCAUGCUGGAAUUCCUGAGGCCACAUUCAGACCACAGCGUGGGGCCAGUGAGGGCGAGGAGGAGGAGGAGUUCGGCUUCACACAGGGCAAGAGCCGGAGGGUCUCAGAGGACGAGCGGUGGCAGGUCGAGAGCACCACUGGAUGCUUACUUUCAAGUGAGCAGGACGCAGCCUCAUUUGCCAGAAACCUCUUACGACUCAGAGACUAGGAAUCCUGCCUCUGAAGACUUGCAGGUAUCAGAUAGUUCCGAUUCUGACAGUGACAGCUCCACAGAGCAUGAAGAGGGGGUUGUCCAGGCAGAGGAACCAGGAGCUGUUGUUUUAGAAGAGCAACUAGGAGGUAUCUCAGCACAAGAAGUUACACGUAUCAGUGGAGGAAAGACCCUCUCCAAACAGCAGUCUCCCCAGAAGUCUAGCCCCCUUCUACCUUCUGUGGAUGAGGAAGAAGGGGACACGUGCACAAUAUGUUUGGAACAGUGGACCAAUGCUGGGGAUCACCGGCUCUCAGCAUUGCGAUGUGGGCAUCUCUUCGGGUAUAAGUGCAUUUCCAAGUGGCUCAAAGGACAGACACGAAAAUGUCCCCAGUGCAACAAGAAAGCCAAGCACAGUGACAUUGUUGUCCUUUAUGCCCGAAACCUGAGAGCUUUGGACACUAGUGAACAGGAGCUCAUGAAAAGUUCAUUACAGAAGGAGCAGAUGCUAAGGGAGAAAGCUGAGUUAGAAUCGGCCAAAUGCCGGCUCCAACUUCAAGUCCUCACAGAUGAAUGCACUAAGCUUCAGAGACGUGUCCAGGAUUUGGAGGAACUUACUGUGCAGCAUCAGGAUCAUAUUUCACAGCAAUCCAGGUGCCUUCCCUCCAGCCAGAGCAAACGCAAGUACCAUUUCCAAAAGACCUUCACAGUGUCUCCUACAGGCAACUGCCGAAUCAUGAAAUACUGUGACUCUCUGAGCUGCCUGGUGGUAUCACAGCCUUCUCCUCAGGCCUCUUUCAUUCCAGGCUUUGGUGUUAAGAUGUUGAGUACUGCCAACAUGACAAGUAGUCAGUAUAUUCCUAUGCAUGGCAAACAGAUACGCGGACUGGCUUUCAGCAGUCGUUCCAAAGGUUUACUUCUCUCUGCUUCCCUAGACAGCACUAUUAAACUGACCAGCCUGGAGACAAAUACUGUGGUGCAGACUUACAAUGCUGGACGUCCCGUCUGGAGCUGCUGCUGGUGUCUUGAUGAAAACAAUUACAUCUAUGCUGGACUGGUCAACGGUUCGAUUCUAGCGUAUGACCUUCGAAAUACAAGCUCUCAUAUCCAGGAGUUAGUGCUUCCGAAAGCUAGGUGCCCGCUGGUAUCCCUGUCAUACAUACCCAGAGCUGCCUCGGCUGCAUUUCCAUAUGGUGGGGUGUUGGCUGGAACCUUGGAGAAUGCUUCCUUCUGGGAGCUGAAAGUGGGCUUUACUCAUUGGCCGCAUGUGCUACCCAUAGAGCCUGGGGGCUGCGUAGACUUUCAGACAGAGAGCAAUACCCGACACUGUCUUGUGACCUACAGGCCUGAUAAAAAUCACAACACCUUAAGGAGUGUGCUGAUGGAGAUGUCCUAUGCGCUGAAUGAUGCUGGAGAGCGAGUCUGCUCCUGCCAUCCUGUACAAACAUUCCUUGGGGGACCCACUUGCAAACUAUUGACCAAAAGUGCCAUUUUCCAAAACCCAGAAAAUGAUGGCAGCAUCCUAGUGUGUACUGGGGAUGAAGCAUCAAAUUCUGCACUGCUGUGGGAUGCUGGCAGUGGCUCGCUGCUGCAGGAUCUGCAGGCCCAUCAGCCGGUCAUGGACAUCUGCCCGUUUGAGGUGAACCAUAACAGCUACCUGGCUACCUUGACAGAGAAGAUGGUCCACAUCUAUAAGUGGGAGUGACCAUGGCCUUGAAACCUGUUGGGCAUGUUGCUGGUUAAUGUUAAAUGUUGUUUCCUGGCACCUCGAAGCCCUGAUCAAGUUCUGUGCUGAUUGUGGCCUAGAACUUUUGCAAUCAUGGCUACUUAGGGUUAGUAUGAUUCUAAGACUCCAGGUCACCAAGACACUACAGAUUGUGUAUUUCCAGUGUCCAUCAGAAGAGUGACUGGUACUCCAUCAACAUUAUCCAUUUCUUGGGUUAAAAGCCUUCAUUAAACUUUGUUGAGAAUCUAUAUUUUUUAUUCAGACUUUCUGCUGGACCUCAGAGGGUAUCCUUCCAGCAGGCAUUUAGGAUAUGAGUGUGCACCAAGCAUUUCCAGAGGAUGUGACAGCCCUCUAGAGUGGUCUUAUCACUUGAGCUCUAAGACUUGGGAAUGUUUAGUCCCUGGAGGGACUAACCAACCAUCUUGAUGCAGCGUGGACACAGAAGAGUCUUCAUGUGAACACAAGAGGGCGCUGAAGUACCUUGGGACAGAUUUGAUCUAUUUCCGACCUUAGCGGCUGAAAACCUUUUAGUGUAACUUGGUCCCAUCCCAGGUGUGUGGUAGAGCGCAUCCAGUCUGCUUCGUGGCAGGAACAGUUAUGUUCCAGGUGUGCCAUGCUGGGAUAUGGGCACACUCAGUGAUGAAGGUGGCUGGCGGACCCAUUCCUAAUGCCGAGUCUACCCAGUUCAUCACACUGUGGCAAUCAAGGAAAGAGACCCCUUGUUUGAGCACUAGAGAAGCCUCGCUUUUUUUCUAACCAGCUUAGGAUCUCAGGAUUGGUUUUAUAUAAGCCAGUGCUUUGAAGGCCACUCUUUUCCCCUCUCGCUAAGAAGAGAUAAGCCAUAUGUCAGAGCUCUCGAGGCUCUCCUAGGAUGAGAUGUCAGGAGCAAGGAGCCAUAACCAAGAGAGGCUGACGAAAGAGAAGCUGCUCAAACUGCUGUUGACAGCAGGAGAAGGGCGUGUUUGUCUCUUCCGUUAGCGUUUCUGAAUAAAGCCAGCCCCCUGGAAUGAGGGGCCAUUCUUGAGCAUGUCUGGGACUCCCCCGUUAAAGCCUUCCCCCAGGUGAAACUGAUGUUGGAUUCCGAGUUCCUCUGAUUUGCCUGCCUUCCUAACUUUUUUUAAAAGGGUUCCUGGUAUCAUAGUUAUUCUCAGGACGAUAUUAGUGGUGGAUUUACAGGGAGAUGCUCAACCAUCAUUCAUUCUAGUCCUGGAUUGUCCAGCUUUCUCUCUAAUAGAGGGUUUAGUUUAUAUCUGUUUGCUUUGCCAAAGGCUACUGUGUUAAACUGCUGUCCCCAACAGAACAUGUCUCAAGGCGUGCUCCUUGUUCUUGGGAGCAGGAUGGCGAAUAGUGUGAUUUUCUUAAAUAACUGUUGUAGAAAUGUGGUUUUUAUUUUAAAACAGUUCUGACCUGUCGGUUCCUGAGCUGUUUCCAGCAUUUCUCCUGGCUAUUGCAGUAGAUUUCCCAGAGUUCCACCUUUUAGUUGUGCUUUUUUAAGAGUGGCCUCCUUCUAUUUAAGGACCUCUUUCAAAAAGCCGGUUUCCAAGGCUUAGGAAAGAGUCCGCUUUCUCAGAGGAGGUAUUCCCUUUGAUAUGUUGAUGAUUGAGAAUGCCAGGGCAUAGAGCUUCCGGUGGCAGGAAAAGAUUUGAAUUAAAAAGCAGAACUCUUGUGGUUUCUGCCACUGAUCAGAGAGGAUGCGAGUGCUCUGGUUCUGGCCGCCUUUGUCUUGGGCAGGAGCAGAAACCAGGGCAGGGCUGGGAUUUGACUAAUGUUGCAGUUACACUCAGCGGAGGCCAGUUCAUUCCUCCCCAGCAUAGGAACCAAGGGACUGGUAUUACUAGAGGAGUUGAAAGAAUCUCAUGUCCUACCAAUCUUUGCAUUCCUCUAGUAAAUUUAGAUGUUUUAGAAACAAAUUCUUGUGACGGACUGAUUUCUCCAAAGGAAAAAACUUCACCCCUGGCCCUGCUCCCCUCUGCCUGGCAGCAGAGGUUACAGCUGAGACCAGGCUCUGCCCCACCCCGUUCCCUCUCCCUGUCUCUGAGCUCGUUCCCUAUUUGGGGGUUUGGAGUUAAAGCAACCUCAAAAUAUGUUCUUACUGUAUAUAUCCUGAACCUGCUUUGAAAACCAGUGUGUCUUUGUUUAAGUUCUAUAUUUUAUGUUUGUGUUUUACUCUUUAAUGUUAAUAUGAAUAAAACAUUUACCAUGUGUACCAG